CAGGAUGUGGUAGCAUUUUUAAUAGAGAAGAAAGAAACUAUUCAUGCAGUAAAGGAAGAAAGCAAUAGGCAAAUAAUUUUUGAAGGUGAAGAACAGAGUCAUACAAGUUCUCGAAAUAGAAAUCCAGCACAACAAAUGACAUCAGAGAAAAGGACAAGGAAACUUGAUAGAAGACAAAAUAUUCAGUCUCUGAAUGUUCCUAAAGUUAACCAAAAAGGCAUGUGGGAAACUGCUCAGCAAUCCAGGAGAAACAAAGGAAAAUACGCCAUUGGGAGAUCACCCAAUAUAAGCUCAGUUAAAGUUGGUAAUUCUGAACGUAGAGCUAAAGGUAUGGCUGCAACCCCUCCCGAAACAUCAACCAAGAUCCAGAGAUUCCCUAAUCCAUCCUUUCCAAAUGCUAAAGGAAAGAUUAUCUCUGAGAUACUUCAACAGAACAGUGAUGAUUAUUUCUCUGAAGAGGAAGAUCGAAGAGAAAAAUAUAUAGUACAUGGAAAUGUAGAAGAAUUCUAUGAAAACUGCUAUCCUCUGAAGCAUACUUUUGGAAUGACUUCUUUUCCAAAUAAAGCAGUAGGAAAAAAGGAUGCAUACACAUUCAAAUCAGAAUCAGACCUAGAAGAGUCAUCAUAUCAACAAAAGAAUCUUGAUAGCAGUGAAAGUAAUGAACUGGUUGAAAAAGAAAUGAAGCAGCGCAGAAGAAAUGUAACAAAAAGAUCAGAAAAUCUAUGUGAUAGUGCUUCUCCUGAAGAAGAUGAUGAUGGCCAUGGUGAUGGAGUACAUCGUAUAAGAAAGAGUAGAAAAGCUGAUUUCCAGCUAUUACCUAUUAAGAGGAAUAAAGUACCUAAAGAUGGUCCUGCCCUAUGUAUGAAGGAAGUAAAGAAAAACAAAAAUGAAGAGUGGGUCUCCAGAGAUUCUGUGAUUCUAGCAAUGUUUAGGAGGCCUGAUUCAUUACCUGGUGGUCUGCUACAAGUGAAGGAUGACUACAGUUUAAGUGAAACACUUCAGAGUGAAGGAAGACCUGCAAAGAAAACAUCUAAUGAAAAGAACAAGGUUUCUAUUAGUUAUGAAAAAGCAAAUGAUCUAAUGCAUAAAAUGGACAUGUUGCAAGAUGAAAUAGCCAUGCUUAAACUGGAAAGAGAAACAAAAAAUCAGACACAGGAAAAGGAAAAGAAAUACCUUGAGCAUAUUGAAAGUCUAGAAGAAAAGGUUAAUGACUUUCAAAAGACAGUAAAACUGAAAGAGGAAACAAUGAACCAGAUGAGAGCUGAGAUUGCAGUGUUAAAGUUUAAUCUGGAGAGUGGAAGACACAACAAUGAAAGAAAGGAAACAGACAUUGGAUCAAACAAUUCUAGACUGGCUAAUGCUUCACGUGAUUGUGAUCAAACACAGACAUCAAAAAGAGACCUUGAACAUGCUUCCCAGAGAGGAAGAGAUGAGCAUUUUCAUCUGCAGGAUGAGAUGAAUGCUGCUAUAUCUAACCUAGGAAAUGAAAGUGAAAGGAAAUUCAGUGGCCUAGAAAAUAAGUUACAUCUUGUGAGAGAUGAUGUUGGAAAAAAUACAUUGAUUUUAGAACACUUACAAAGAGAUGUAAGACGAAUACGGUGCCAAAUGAAGGAAACCGAAUGUGUGCAUCAAAAUGAACAAAGGAAAGCAAGCAAUUAUGUUGGAAAGAAAGAAUAUGAAGAGGAGAGAUCAUCUCAACUACAAAGUGAAAAUACACUUCUUCACCAGGUGAAUGAAGUUGGCAACAAAGACAAGAUAGUAGUUAAUAUGCAAGACCAAUUUCAUGAUGUACCAGAAAAAGUUCAACAUCAUAUGAAAACACCAACCCUUACAUUAAAAGAGAGGAAUAAGGAAAGUGAUAAUAAAAGUGAUCAUUUACAAGAAAAAGUUCAUCAAUACAAAAAUGUGAAAGCAGAAAGAAGCUUGCUUGAAGACAGGAAUCUAGACGAAAAGGAUGUGGAGUUCUUUGAGAAGUUGCGAGAUCUCUUACAAAAGCUUCAACUUGAAAAUUCCACAUUAAAACUCAGAGUGAAAAAUCAAACAGAGGUAAUUGAACAGCUUCAAAAUAACCUGGUGAAGGUAAAAUUGGAGCUUUCAAGUAAGAAAAAUCUUCGUGAGAAAUGUGAAAAAUUAGAGGAAGAAAAUAGCAAAUUGAUACAGGAGUUAACAAACCUGAAAAAGCAUACUGAAGAGCUUACUAAAGAACACAGUCAAAUAGAAAAAUAUAAACAAGACACAGAAGAACGUGCAAAAAAAGAAUUAACAACAAAAUUAAAACAAGUCAACCUACUUUUACAGAAAGAAACAGAAAAUCAAGAACAUUUAGAUGCGUUAAGAAAAACUAAUAUGGAUGCCCAAAGAAGCAAGCUGGAACUCCAAAUUAAAGAACUGGAAUCUGAAGUCCUUCAAACUAGAACCAAGAGAGAUUCUACCAAAAUAAAACUGCAAAGAUUUAAACAACUCUAUCGAGAAGAACGUAAAACUAGAAAAUCAUUGUCAAGUGAAGUAAAUUAUCUUCACAGAACAAUUGAUAUUCUAACUGAAAGCAAUAGUAGACUUCUGGAGAUGCAGCAAAACAGUAGUGACAGUACAAGACCUCCUGUGGAUGUUCCUCAUGAAAGAGAUCUUCAUGGCCUCAUGGCCACACCUACCUCAUAUGCACCAUAUGUACAUCAAAGUACAAACCACUGUAUAAAUUUGUUCCAGCAUAACUUGCACAAUUUGGAUACAGAAACAAAUGAAGCUCUUGAUGAAUUACAGUGGGGAACUUUUCAACCUUUAUCCCCAUCACCUAGUACGAAGUCAAGGGGAAAACAUCAUCGGAAGACUGCAUCGAAGCAGCACAGAUAUUAA
Messenger RNA from Sciurus carolinensis (gray squirrel), 2853 nucleotides. Its product is annotated as ankyrin repeat domain-containing protein 26-like. The coding region runs from base 136 to 2853 and encodes 905 amino acids. The record is from RefSeq and is a predicted model, not a curated record. NCBI's taxonomy places the organism in Eukaryota, Metazoa, Chordata, Mammalia, Rodentia, Sciuridae. The transcript has 20 exons.